Messenger RNA from Boeremia exigua, 1053 nucleotides. RefSeq lists its product as uncharacterized. The transcript is spliced from 2 exons. The record is from RefSeq and is a predicted model, not a curated record. Bases 1 to 1053 code for a protein of 350 amino acids. Lineage: Eukaryota; Fungi; Ascomycota; Dothideomycetes; Pleosporales; Didymellaceae.
AUGCCAGACCAGCCCGCCCCAGAACCACCAACACCUCCCGGACCACCCAAACACAACAUCCUAAUCUCCAUCCCCCGCACCGCCUCCAACCUGCUAACGCACCUCCUCGCGCUCCCCUCCCAGCCCUCAAUCCUCCGCCACCCACACGACGGCUACUUCUUCCUGCCCGCGCUCGUCCACCGUUUGCAGCACAACACACUCACACAGCCGUACACCGAGUCCUUGGAAACCCAGUCCUCCCCGGAAACGCCCUCCCUGGACACCGCCCUCCGCACCUCCGCCUCAGCAUACGAAGCCUUCCUCCUCGCCGCCGACGCACAGGGCAAGGGGACGUACAUCAAAGAGCACGUGAACUGGACUUUGCGCCCGGAAAUCGAGUCCGCGUAUCUGCACCCGGGACAACAUUCCCCGCUUGACCCCAACCCGCCGCUCGACCCCGAGCAGCCACCAUUCAACCCAACGGCCCUCCCCACCUCCGUAUGGCGCCGCACCCAAACCACCCUCCUCAUCCGGCACCCGGCCCAGACCGUCCCAUCGGCGCUGCGCACGGCGCUCGCGAACGAAGGGCGGGCGCACGUGUUGACGCCCGAGAGCGCGGCGGUGAUGCGGUGGGAGUGUUCGUUCCGGUGGCACGUGCUGCUGUACCGGUUCCUGCAGGCGCUGUCGCGGGGCGGGGAGACCCCCCCACCCCCCUCACCCCCACCCCCCCUAAUCCUCGACGCCACCCACCUCCUCUCCCCAACCCUCAUAUCCCGCUACGCCCACCACACCGGCCUCUCCCCCACCCCCACCCUAACCUCCUGGCCCCCCGCCAGCGCCUCAGAAACCCAGACCAUGAGCCCCACGGAACUCCGCAUGCGGGACACGCUGCUAGCGAGCACGGGGGUAGUGGGCGCGAAGCUGGAGGGAGGGGGCGCGGGGUGGGAGUGGGAAGGGGAGAGGAGCGGGUGGGAGGAGGAGUUUGGCGGGGAGCUGGCGGGGCGGGUGGAGGGGUUGGUUAGGGCGGCGGUGGGGGAUUAUGAGUGGUUGUUUGCGCGGCGGUGGAGGGGGUAG